AUGGCCAACGAGGAAAAUCAUGUUUACCCCCAGACGGCUUCCAAUACUAUCAAGAGGCACAGAGAGAGAGGCCAUUACGACACCGAGGCAGUGCACUCCAUCGUCAACACAGCUCCCGUUGCCCAUGUGUCUUUCGUCCCCGACCCAAGCAACCCUGCUCCGGUGAUACUUCCCAUGAUCGCACGAAUUGGCCACUUCUCCGGUGCCGAAGAAGCGUCCGCCUACAUCCACGGUUAUGUAUCCACUCUCCUUUUCCGGCCCCGCACAGCAUCAUCCCUUCCAGCUAAUGCCACACACGAAGAGGAGGGCUUCCCAAUCUGCAUCGCUGCCACGAAGAUCGUCAAUCUCGUCUUGUCGCUGACGCCCUUUUCGCACAGCUACGACUAUCGCUCUGCUGUAGUCCAUGGACACGCCUCCCUCCUGGACCCCGAAGCAGAUCACGAAGAGAUCAUCUAUGCCAUGCAGCUCAUUACCGACGGCAUGGUACCGCAACGCUGGGCCAACUCGCGCACUCCGCCGAAUGCCUCCGAGAUUGCUGCUACGCGCAUAUUGAAAGUUCGCAUCGACAGCGCCAGCGCCAAGAUCCGGGACUCGGGUGUCAAGGAGGAGGCCAAAGACCUCAAGAAUGCCGCCGCCACCAACAAUGUCUGGACGGGUAUUAUUCCCUAUGUCGAGAUGCUGGGGGUCCCACUUCCUGCACCUACGAACAAGGUCGCUGCCGUGCCUCAGUACAUACAAGACCAUGUUCGUGCCCAUAAUGAGGCAGCUGGAGCUGAUGGAGUGAAGGGGUUGAUUUCGAAAUUGGUUUCGUCUGUAUUUGGGCGCUGA
Molecule: messenger RNA, 828 nt
Organism: Pseudomassariella vexata
Lineage: Eukaryota; Fungi; Ascomycota; Sordariomycetes; Amphisphaeriales; Pseudomassariaceae
Exons: 2
Coding region: 1-828 (275 amino acids)
Source: RefSeq, a predicted model, not a curated record